This is a messenger RNA of Lynx canadensis (Canada lynx), 3233 nucleotides long. It is a transcript of the gene MED21, whose product is annotated as mediator complex subunit 21. Gene Ontology annotation, biological process: regulation of transcription by RNA polymerase II. Gene Ontology annotation, cellular component: mediator complex. Gene Ontology annotation, molecular function: transcription coregulator activity. The record is from RefSeq and is a predicted model, not a curated record. Bases 25 to 459 code for a protein of 144 amino acids. Lineage: Eukaryota; Metazoa; Chordata; Mammalia; Carnivora; Felidae. The transcript is spliced from 4 exons.
GCCUCCUUAGCUCACGGGAGGAACAUGGCGGAUCGCCUCACACAGCUGCAGGACGCGGUGAACUCGCUUGCAGAUCAGUUUUGUAAUGCCAUUGGAGUGUUGCAGCAGUGUGGCCCUCCUGCCUCUUUUAGUAAUAUUCAGACAGCAAUUAACAAAGAUCAGCCAGCUAAUCCUACAGAAGAAUAUGCCCAGCUUUUUGCGGCACUGAUUGCACGAACAGCAAAAGACAUUGAUGUUUUGAUAGAUUCAUUACCCAGUGAAGAAUCUACAGCUGCAUUACAGGCUGCUAGCUUGUAUAAGCUGGAAGAAGAAAACCACGAAGCUGCUACAUGUCUGGAGGAUGUUGUUUAUCGAGGGGACAUGCUUCUGGAAAAGAUACAAAGUGCACUUGCUGAUAUUGCGCAGUCACAGCUGAAGACAAGGAGUGGUACCCAUAGCCAGUCUCUUCCAGACUCAUAGUACCAGUAUGUACCCUGUGUCUGAGAAAAGAACUAUUUCAGUGCCAUUAAGAAUUCUGCAUCAAAUUUAGAUGUAAGCCUUACCAACAGUUACAGAAACAUUAAGCACUAGGACACGUUAAUUUUUUAGCUAUUUUUUAAUAGUCUUCUAUUUUCACUCUUGAUAAAUAAGCCUCUAAAAAUUGGAAUUGAACCAGCUUUAAACCAUCAUUAUACUAUCAUUUUUUUUAUUAUCAGAAUUAAAUUAUUGAGGCAGAUAUUGCAUUAAUGGUUAUAAUUAAACAGAUGUACUUUAAAAUUCUAUUGUGACAUUUCUAUCUUUAUUCUUAUCAAAUUUCUACAGUCUUUUUACAAAUCAAAAUAUCCCUUAAGCCAGAGGAGAGGUGGUAAGUGCAGAGAUAUGGGACAUUUCAAUUUAAACUGAUGCCCUUCUGCCUCUUCAGAGAUGACAUUAUAUACAUUUGGAGCUUGGGCCAGGAAAGUUUCUGAAGCCAUGUUUCUUUUAAGAAGCAUGUGGCUGGAUGAGAGUUUAGAUCCCUUUUAUGGAAACAUUCCUCAUUUUCCGGAACCUCGUACCCAUUCUAGUUCAUCUCCACAUGUGUUUCUACUAAGAAAUUUUCUUCUCUGUAGAAUUCCCAUGCUAUUAUGACAACACUUUUCUUCAUCCUGAACUAUCCUUUUUCAUAGCUUUUGACCUGCUUUUUCCUUCCUAAUUUGUGUGGUGAAGUAUGUUCCCUGAGUCAUCAGUUCCUUCUCUUCCUUUUAAUGUAUCUGAAGGUCCUGGUUCUGACUUGUUAACCUGUCAACCUUUAUUCCUGUGUUCUAAUCUGACAAGAACAUAAUUCUACUACAUUGCUUUAUCAUUUUAUGCAUUCCACCUUACUUUGUUAUUGCUAACAUUUGUGUCAGUAUUACCAAGUAUGAUUAUGCAUCCAACUUUUGGUUCUCCUUGAACCUACUGAUUAUUUCUACUAGAAAGCUGGAGUUGAAAUGUUUCCACAUUGUAACUGGUUCUGUCUCCUGAGGCUGCAUUUUUCAGAAUAUCCUGAGCUCCAUUUCCUACAAUCUGUUACUAUCCUGAGUUUAAGAAAGUGCAAGAACAGUAGUCUCAGAUUCUGCUUGUCAUUCCCGUCAUAAUCAAGCUCUUCCACAGUUCUUGAAAAAUACUGCUUAGAGGCACAUUUUAACUCUAAAGUAAAAUUUAUAGAGUCAUUAAUUUUUAAAGUUAAAUGUUCUCCAUACUAAUAAAUAUUUAAAAUGUUAGGUUUAUUCUCUCUGGCAUCACUUAAAAUCAUUUUACUUUUAGACACUAGCAUGAGAUAGGAGAUAAGGAACUCACAAAGUAAUAUUCAAAGUACUGAACCCUAUUCAAUACAAUUAACCCAGAGAGAGAAGUAUGAAAAGUUCUAGCUGUAAGCUGAUAGACUAUUAUUUAUCCUUACCUGAGAGAAAUUUUUUUUUGAAAUUACCUGUUUUUACCAUUUAAGGUGUUAUAGAAAAAUGACAAUGCACAUACUGAACUAUUUAUAAAGAAUGUAUGGAAUAAUUCAUAAAACCUGUGUAUAGCAGCUUCUCUUGGCCAUCAUUUUGUGGACAUGGCUGUUGGAUAAGAAGUCCUCAAAGUUGAAAUGGGGGUAUGGGCAGUGAUGAUUUUGCUGCCCAGCACAUGGCUUUGGGAGGACAAAAAACAAUGGGUGUCUGUGUCUUUCAUCUCCUGGUUCUUACCUACCUUUCCCUUCUACCCAGAUCUAAGUUGUUUUAAGGAGAAAAAUUCUUAAAGAUGGGGCCAUGGUCUCUCUCUUCCAAAAGGACCAUAGACCCAAUAUCCCUGUUGGAAUUUUCCGGAGAACUAAAGGAAAGGAGGGACACAAACUUUCAUGGCUUUGUUGGAUAUGGGUGCCCAAGUUACUGUCAUACCUGGUCUACUGGGGAGAAGGGACACACAAGUUCAACCUUGGGUCUAGGCAAAGUAACCAGUGAGGAAGUUAAAUAUAACUUUAGGGCUAAAUAUAACUUUGAGGCUGUCCUGGUAACACUGUGGUCAUGGCUUCUAUGAAUGUAUUAUUGGAGUAGACACCCUGUACACUUGUCAUUCCCCACACCAAUGCCAGAAAAGAUACUCCCAUUCAGGACAUGGCUAAAGGUAGAGAGGUAGUUGUGUGACAUGUAAAACAGUGCCCAACCCAUCUCCCUGUCUUUUGCCUGUGGGUAACCUGGCUACCAACAAUUUAAUGAACGCUGUGCUCCUAGAAAACAGUUAGCAGUUUGGUUCCUCCUUCCUAUUUUAUUCCAGGCAAUGGCUUAUUGCAAAGAACCAUCUUUUCCCAUAUGACUUUGUUCACCUGUGACGAAGCUAGACCCAGAUCUCCAGAUUCCCAUUCUUUGUCUCAUAAAUGGUUAGUUGAUCUCUUUGUUCCCAAAGACCAAUCUGGACAAAAUACCCUCUAAUGACUUGAUCAAACUUUAGGCUUCUCCCUGCAUAAGCCCCUGAAUUUUAAUCCACCCUCAGCUUGAGCCUGCACUGGAUGUGGAAUAGUCUCUCCUGAGUGACACCUCGCACAAAUUAACUGAUCACUAAAAGACUUUCCCUGAUCAACUGUCCCAUUAUGUCACCUGCUUAUCUCCUUCACACUCAGAUUUUUCAUUCAUUGUUUAUAUACUCCUUUCUAUAAAAAGCUCUGUUCCACCUGAUCUUUGAGACAAUUGCAGAUCUUAUGGUCAGAGCAUUCUCCUUAUUUCCACAAUCUUUUCCAAUAAAGUCUUUCUGUACCUAAA